AUGGCCACAGACAGCCCGCGGCCACCGACGCCAGGCCACUUCCACCCGUUCCCCCGGCUCCCCAGCGAGCUCCGGUCCAAGAUCUGGCACUCGUCCUUCACCCCCCGCGUCGUCGAGCUGCACGGCCGCCGAGCGCACUACGCCGACGCCUUCAAACACCACGGCAGCGCGCCGAAAUGGCAAAGCGGCUGCAACAACCCGGCCGCCCUGUCCGCCACCUCGGAGUCGCGGGCCGCCGCCCUGAAGCACUACCGCAUCAAGCUGCCCCUCGCGACGGCGGCGUCGUGCGACCGCGCCGGCGAUAGCGUCGCCCACCCCCACCGCGUGCUGUACGUCGACCCGGCCGCCGACACCCUCGUCGUCCUCGGCGACCUGGACUACUACCGCCUGUCGCUGCUCCUGCUGGACAUUCGGCGCCGCGACCCGGCCGGCCACGGGCUGAGGCGGCUGGCCAUCAGCGCGCGGUGGACCUGUCACCAGGGCGCGGGGACGUCCAUCCGCGCCCUGGUGCGGAACAUGUUUCCCGAGCUGGUGCAGAUGGUUGUGUACAUGUACGAUGAACAACUGCCGCCGGCGGAUUGGGCGAACGGCGUGUGCGCGCUGCGCGACUGCAGCCACAAGGAGUACUACAAGCGGUAUGCCAUGGGGAGGGGCCAGGAGAUGAGGGACGGCGAUGGAUGGAUCGUCGUGGGGGAGAAGGAGGUGAGGGUCAUGGAUCUCGACUUUGAGCGUGGAUGGUAG
Molecule: messenger RNA, 741 nt
Organism: Metarhizium brunneum ARSEF 3297
Lineage: Eukaryota; Fungi; Ascomycota; Sordariomycetes; Hypocreales; Clavicipitaceae
Source: RefSeq, a predicted model, not a curated record